CGCAAACACCUCCCUCCCUCUCUAAAAAACAAGAAACCUCAAAAACUGUAUGCAAUAAACUAAACUAAAACAAAGAUCAUUUUAAAAAAUAAAAAUGGCACUACCUCUCUCUACCGCUUGCAUCUCCAAAUCUUUGACACGAACUAACCCAACAACCCCCUUCAAUUCCACUCCCUUUUCACUCACCAAAACCUUAAACACAAAAGAACCAACUAGAAGAGCUCUAAAGACCUCUCCUUUACAUGUAGCAGCACCUCCUCAGUCACCACCAUCUUUACGAAAAGAAGAAGAAACAGAGUACGGAGUUGAUGAUGAGAGUGGAGAGGAGGUUAAUGAUUCUAAAUUCACUUGGAAGGAUCAUUGGUACCCUGUUUCUUCACUUAAGGAUCUGGACCCUCUCCUGCCAACCCCAUUUCAGCUUCUGGUUCGUGACCUAGUUCUUUGGUUUGAUAAAGCUAAUCAAGAAUGGGUUGCUUUUGAUGAUCAAUGUCCCCAUAGACUUGCCCCUUUGUCAGUAAGGCGGAUUGAUGAAAAUGGGCACCUGCAAUGUUCAUAUCGUGGAUGGUCAUUUGAUGGGUGUGGAUGGUGCGCACAAAUUCCUCAGGCUAUGCCUGAAGGCCCUGAAGCUCAUGCAGUCAAGUCUCCAAGAGCUUAUGCUACCAGAUCUCCUACAAUGGUGUCCCAAGGUCUGCUCUUUGUUUGGCCAGAUGAGAAUGGUUGGGAAAGAGCUCAAGCCAGCAAACCCCUCAUGUUACCUGCUGACUUAGAUAAACCUGAGUUCUCAACGGUGAUAAUUCAGCAUGAUUUGCUCUACUGUUAUGAUACCAUCUUGGAGAAUGUUUCUGACCCUUCGCAGAUUGAUUUUUCUCACCACAAGGUUACAGGAAGGAGAGAUAGAGCCAAGCCUUUGCCGUUUAAGGUGGAGUCUAGUGGCUCCUGGGGCUUUGCUGGAACCAAUGAUGGGAACCCACGGAUCAGUGCUGAGUUUGUCGCACCUUGUUACUAUAUGAAUAAGUGGUUCCAAGAUGGCAUGAACAUUGGACUUCAAAUAAGGUAUAUGAUGGAGAUAUGAUCGUCUUUCAGGGCAAGAGAAGAUAUUUCUUUCACAAUCCAUGGGAGGUCCUGCUGCUCAUGUUCACACACACUCAAGCAGAUCGCUUUGUUUUGGCAUUUCGUAGUUGGCUGAGGUGACAUGGCAACAGUCAACCUGUGCGGUUUGUGUUCACUGACCAACAACCUUUGCCAUCAAAUCCUGGAUACACACACACACACACACACACAAGUACUCCAAAAGCAAUGCACAUGGAAGUGGAAUAAUCACUGAAACUGACAGAAUUACAGUAAUGGUGUUAGUGAGAUGGCAGCGAUAUCAUAAUGAAUUUCCUACUGCAGCUAUUAUCAUCUAACCCUAAAAAUGAAAUCUUCUCGUACUUUCAUAUAGUAUUGGAAUGUUAUCACAAGUUGUACUUUUCAUGAAAUUGUUGGCUUCUUCAAAGAAACGAGUAUAGUUCACCAAAUUUAAGCGGCUCUGGUGUGUAUCAAUCAAAUCCUGUAGGUAGCGAGGAUUGAACUUAUUCCUGAUACUUCUUGUUUGCUUCAUGUAUUUUAUCUUGCAGGUGUUGGAUAGAUUUGAGCCACACACGCGAAAGUGCUCGUCGUGUAAAAGGGCUUAUGAAUUCCAGACACUGCAAAAGUUUUUAAUAGGUGCAACUGUUGCCUUCUGUGCAACAGCUGGGAUUCCCUCAGAUCAAUUUCGAGCUGUUUUGGCUGCCCUUGCACUAGUCAGUGCUGGCCUCGCCUACACUUUGAAUCAGCAUGAAAAGAACUUUGUGUUUAUUGAUUAUGUACAUGCUGAAAUUGAUUAGAGAGAAGAUUGUGUUAGCUAGGUGACCUUAUACAUGCUGAUAUAGUGUAGAGUUUUGAUGUAGCUUAUAGCGUUCAAGAUAAAAAUAGAUGUACUCAAAGCCAAGGUGACUGUUCGAACGUGUAGCGUGAUGCUUUUAGCUUUUGAGAUGGAGGCGUAAGCGGGGGUUUGUUGUUUUUUAAA
Molecule: messenger RNA, 2047 nt
Organism: Populus trichocarpa (black cottonwood)
Lineage: Eukaryota; Viridiplantae; Streptophyta; Magnoliopsida; Malpighiales; Salicaceae
Product: pheophorbide a oxygenase, chloroplastic
Cellular component (GO): chloroplast thylakoid
Molecular function (GO): 2 iron, 2 sulfur cluster binding; pheophorbide a oxygenase activity
Source: RefSeq, a predicted model, not a curated record